UUCUUCGUCACCGCCCACCCAACCUCUUCCUCACAAUGUCGUACGCCUCCGUCGCUGCUCACAACGCGCCGCCCCCUUCUCAACAGCCCCAUGCGGACCAAGGCCUCCUCACCACUGAACCCCCUAGCGCGAACAACAUUGCCGAUGAUGGUGCCAAGGUCAACAUCGUCUCCUCCGACUUCAAGAAGCAUCCCGCGACUACCACCUCUGUCCAAGACAUCCCCGCUGACCUGCCUACGCCGGGCGCACCUAAGGGCGGUCGCAAGAGCAAGGGCCGCCGUUAUCUUGACGAGGCAGAGCAGGAAGGCUUCUACCUGUGGAAUGUCGCCAAGUACUACAUUCUCCAGCCCUCCGUCGCCGGUGGUCUCGUCGGUCUCGUGAACCUUGGCUUGAUUGGUGGCACCGCAUACACCUACUACACAAAGCCCCAUCUUCGUCGCGACACGCGCGCCAUCGCGUCGACUGUCGCCGCCGCUCUUGCGCUCUUCACCGGAGAGGGCUACGCUGCGGAAAAGUACAGCGAGACCCCCCGCGGGCAACGCGAGGCCGAGAAGGCCAAGAAGGAAGGCGCGGCGCUCUACCGGGUCGCCCGUGAGCACAUCCUUCGCCCUGGCGUCCUCGGUGGACUUGUUGGCGUUGUGAACGCCGGUAUUCUCGGUGCCGUUGGCUACUUCUCGUACACCAACUGGGACAGGCCUUCUUGGGACAGGCGCACUGUCUCUGCGGUCACUGUUGGCCUGCUCACGCUGUGGACAGGAGAGGGCUACGUUGCAGAGCGGUACCGCACGACUCACCACUAGGUUUUGACUCGUAGCGGCGCGUCAAAACGAAGACGGGACCGAAACUGGAGAUAACCACAGGAUACAGGACGUUUAGUGUAUGACCCUGUACUAUACCUCGUAGUCUUAUUCUUUCUUUACGCGCUCAAUAUUCGCAAAUAUUAAAUACGACCUUAUGACCACCAG
Messenger RNA from Trametes versicolor FP-101664 SS1, 965 nucleotides. RefSeq lists its product as uncharacterized. The coding region runs from base 36 to 800 and encodes 254 amino acids. Lineage: Eukaryota; Fungi; Basidiomycota; Agaricomycetes; Polyporales; Polyporaceae. The record is from RefSeq and is a predicted model, not a curated record. The transcript is spliced from 5 exons.